Molecule: messenger RNA, 1536 nt
Organism: Aureobasidium musti
Lineage: Eukaryota; Fungi; Ascomycota; Dothideomycetes; Dothideales; Saccotheciaceae
Source: the annotation of a GenBank genome assembly
AUGAGCGGCCCACCACCCAUGAGCAACAGCCAUACGAAUGGACACUCCAACGGUCAGUCUUUUCUCAGUGGUCUAGAGAGUCAGCUAGAGGGCUUUCGUAGAUCUGAUGCUCAGCGUGACGCAUUAGUUCAGGAAGUCAUUCACAGAUAUGCUGAGCUGCAACAGCAGUUCCAUAACAAGUCCGAAGACUACGAGAAUGAGCUCGCUUCUCGUCGCAUGUGGCAAGCGCAAGCUCGUAACUUUGAACGCACACUACAAACAACAACCAUGGGUCUUUUCCACGACUAUCUCUACAAAGCUGGCAGCGACGGCGGUGCCGAUGCUGCUCAAGAGCUGCACAACAAAAUUAGAGAUCAUGUCGCAGAGUGCUAUCCUGACCGUAACACAUCUGGCUACGACAUCAUGGUCCAGAUAUUCUAUAACAUGGAAGGACUUAGCCACAAAUUGAAGAGCGUGGGCAUCUUUAAGAAUCCGAAUGAGAUGGCUCCAUUUGCCAGAGCNUUUUCCCUAAAUAAGUCUCUGUUCAGCUUCAUCGAUGUUGGCAGCGGCAAGGAACGAGCGGAUCAUAAAGUCAGAGGUAAACUGGCCCAUUCACUCAGCUAUGGAUGUGCACAUUUGGCUGACUGGUUCUACNNAGAGACACUAAGGUUGUUCUUGCCCAACAUGCAGUGUAAGCAUGUCAUCUUUGGAGGCUGCCAUGAUAACGGAUAUCUACCGACGCUCGACCCUUACAAGCGCGAUCAGAACACGGCUCCGCGUAUCAGUCUGCUGGAGACCCUACCCAUUCAACCAGGGUUCAAACAGCUCGGUUUCAAGGUCGUGCAGUUCCCUACAGUCUUUAGAUCGGAGCCGCUGCCAGAUAGGUCAAUUGUGCCUACUUUCGUACCUUCUACGGUGCAGAGCAACGCUGUAGCUCAGCCCAACUCUGCCUUGUCCAGUCGAACCAAUUCAUUUGCGACUAGUGGCAUGUCGGUUGAUCCGUCACCUACACCGGCACAAGCAGCUGCAUCUACUUUACCGAAGACUACCACACCCAACCCUAGCGACAACUCGUCGUGGGCAAGCGUAGGAAAAGGAGCACCUAAAACCAUAAACAUCGCUGCAAAGAAGGCGCCAGCCCGCAGGUUCAUCCUCCUCAACGCUGACGACGAACGCAUCGACUCGGUGUUGCCACGCGCUGACGCAGCAGCAACUGCCCGCCUUCUCGAGCGUGUGCGCCACAAGAAAGUUUGCAAUAACUACCAUCUCAACGGCAAGUGUGAAGCGGGCAAAUAUUGCGACUAUGAUCACGGUGAACGUUUGAGUCCUGGCGAGCAGUUGGCACUCAAGCAACGCGCUCGUCAGAGAUGUUGUCCAGAGCGUGGCUACUGUAGGGACUUUGACUGCACUAAUGGUCAUGUCUGUCCAUAUGGCAAGGAUUGCUACAACGAUAAUUGUUGGUUCCAGGACGUACACGACAUCGACACGGUAAGCUGCGUUUCNAAACCUCUUUCCAGAAUAUUUGAAGAUGGAGAACAGGAAUGGAAUCUGAAGUAG